GAUGAUGAUGACGACGACGUCGACGAUGAUGAUGAUGACAUCGACGACGAGGACGAGGACCACCACGAGCCACCAAAACGCCUCACUCAACUGACCCACAGGGGCAUGGCUGCGCACAUCCUGCAACGGCAGCUCGGCGGCAUGCCACGCGGAGGGCGCUCAUAUCUUCCCACGCCCACCUCCGACUGGCGCUCGGAGACGGCUGCCUUCCACUCUGGCCCACAGGACAUUCAUUAUUCUACCAGCCAUGACGGACAUCCACGGUGUAUUCCCUUCUGUGCCACAGCAUGUAACAACAGCAGCCUGGUCGCAAUCGGAGACGAGGAGGGCCGCGUGCGUAUACUCGACACGUCGCCCGCCUCCAAGUUCGAUAGGAUUCAUGUGUGCUUCCAGUCUCACAAUAACGCCAUUAUCGACCUGGCCUUCUCCCCCGACGACACCCGCAUUGCCACCGCGUCAGGCGACCAGACGGGCAAGGUGAUUGACAUGAUGACCCAGGCACCCAUCUCGAUAUUAGGCCAGCACACUGCCUCGCUGAAGCAGGUCCGCUUCCAACCCGGCCGUGGAGGCGGCCACGUCCUUGCCACGUCCUCUCGCGACGGGAGCAUCCAGAUCUGGGACCUCCGGUGUCAUGGCGGCCCUGUUCAUGAUUCCAUCACGCUCGAGAGGGAUGCUGGGUUGCGAUACACCACGCCGAGGCACAUCACCUCGGGCUGUGCGGUGAAUUCCUUCUUCGGCGCACAUGAGGUUAUGCCACGCCACCAGACCCGCUCCGUCGCUGGCCUGAGCACCAGCGCCCUGGGCACAACCACAACCACUACAGACCACGCAGACGUCGCCUUCAGAGGAGAGGUGCUCGGCCGCCUCAGCGACGUGUCUGUCACGGCUAUCCACUGGCUCCCUGCGGGCCGUGAGCAUCUGCUCCUGUCUGCCUGCGAGGCUGACGCGAGCAUCAAGCUCUGGGACAUUCGAACCAUCCACACCUCUCGCUCCCACCGCGCGCCCGUGCCUCUAGGUUACACAGCACCUCCAACCAGCCACACCAACUGGCGCCACUUUGGCGUCUCCAGCCUGUCGCUCUCCAGUGACGCGAGUCGCCUCUACGCCCUCUGCAAGGACAAUACCGUGUACGCCUACUCCACCUCCCACAUGGUCCUGGGUCCGUCGCCUUCUGGGAGCACGGGUAGUCAUAGCUUCGCCUCGUCCAGGAAGCCGAAGCACGCCCCUGCUGAGCAAAUGUCCGGGCCCUUGUACGGAUUCCGGCACGACAACUUCCACGCGACGAGCUUCUAUAUCAAGUCCUCCCUGCGGCCCGCCCAGGACGGCAGAAGCGAGCUUCUAGCCGUCGGCAGCGCGGACGGGACGCCCAUCCUGUUCCCCACGGACGAGAGAUACUUCAGGAGCGCCAUUGAGGCUGGGACGCUGAACAGCCAAAACGGCCCCGAUGCCACGUUCACCGCUACUGCCACUGUCAAGAACACGACCUCCGCCACAACGAACACCUUCUUCUCGUCGUCGUCGUCGUCCUCCGCAGCCAGCUCGAUUCCUGGGUCUCGCAGCACGCGUACCUCCAUGCGGUUGACCAGCGCGGACCGUAGGGAUCAGGAUAUCCCCAUCAUCCGAUCGGUCGGUGGCGUUAGCUACGGAACGCCGCUGGUACGCGGUCACGGCAAGGAGGUCGGCGCGCUGGCGUGGGCACGCGGCGGCAGCCUGGUCACCAUCAGCGACGACUACCUCAUCCGGUGCUGGCGGGAGGACGAUGGCGGCGCCAAGGCGAGGGACCUACGAGUGAAUGGCGAAACUGAGGGGCGCAGGUGGGCCCGUGGAUGGGCCGCAGUGGAUGCAGAGUGGGAUGAGGAUGAGUAG
Molecule: messenger RNA, 1866 nt
Organism: Cryphonectria parasitica EP155
Lineage: Eukaryota; Fungi; Ascomycota; Sordariomycetes; Diaporthales; Cryphonectriaceae
Product: WD40 repeat-like protein
Exons: 2
Biological process (GO): proteasome-mediated ubiquitin-dependent protein catabolic process
Cellular component (GO): nucleus
Molecular function (GO): protein binding; protein-macromolecule adaptor activity
Source: RefSeq, a predicted model, not a curated record